GGGGAAUUGGUUUAGUGAUUGUGAUAAAAACAAUUCAAUGAGAAAGCAAAUAAAAAAGUUACACCUUUAUUUAUUGUUUGUUCUUGUAUAAUGGAGAUGACGUUAACUCGGUGCAGGGAGCGGGAGUGAGCAGUUAGCGAGACUGGCCUGCUCUAACCAUGGGGAAACAGAAUAGCAAACUUAAACCCGAAGUUUUGGAAGACUUAAAGCAGAACACAGAAUUCUCAGAUGCAGAGAUUCAAGAAUGGUACAAAGGUUUCCUUAAAGACUGUCCUAGCGGUCAUCUAUCUGUAGAUGAAUUUAAGAAAAUAUAUGGUAACUUUUUUCCUUACGGCGAUGCCAGCAAAUUUGCCGAGCAUGUCUUUCGUACAUUCGAUGCUAAUGGAGAUGGAACCAUUGACUUUCGGGAGUUUUUGUGUGCACUAUCCGUCACCUCUCGGGGUAAACUAGAGCAGAAACUAAAAUGGGCAUUUUCAAUGUACGACUUAGAUGGCAAUGGCUAUAUAUCACGACAGGAGAUGCUCGAAAUAGUCACGGCAAUAUAUAAGAUGGUAGGCUCUGUCAUGAAAAUGCCUGAAGAUGAAAGUACGCCCGAGAAACGUACAGAUAAAAUAUUCCGUCAAAUGGAUCGAAAUAAGGACGGAAAAUUGAGCCUGGAGGAAUUUAUUGAAGGGGCCAAGAGCGAUCCUUCCAUCGUCAGACUCCUACAAUGCGAUCCCCAAGCUCAGUAGCCUAAGACCGUGCGAAUUAUUGGAGCCGGUCGCAGAGACUUUUUAUCCUAAGUUGUAAACAUCAACCACUCUUGUGUGAUCGCGGGGUUACCGCGUUGACAUCCCGGUUAUCAUAAAUGUAUAUGUAAUAUGGAUUCAUUGACCUAGAAUUAACGAAUAGGAGCCAUUACAGUUUGAUGAGUUUUUUGCACUUAAAAGUAAUUCUAUGUAGAUGAACCCAUAUCGUGAAAUAUUGUACUAUGUUACGUUUCCAGUAAACCGCGGAUUGUUAUGCUCACCCUCGCAUAGAUUUUAGUGACAGAAUAUUUAAUCCUAAUUUAAUUUAGUAAUAACCGUUAAGUACAUUUUUAAGCAGAACUACGAACUUGAUAAAUUUCUGUGGUCAACUAUUAUAACUUAUUACAAUUGACGAUAUCUCAAUUACUCUUAUCAUUACUAUCCAAAUAUAAAUAUCAAUUCAAUGUUACUGUUUUCAAAGUUUUUAUGUGAUUCGAGAGACGUUGAAUGUAGAUGGUAUAUUUUAUUGUAAUGUUCUAAUGUUAUCUUGAUGGUAAUUGGUGCUUAUUCAUCGAGCGUAAUCAACCACGACUAAAAUUAGUAAUUGUCUUUUUAGGUCGAUCGGUUUGCGCUCGUUUUCACCUGCCGCGUUACUACGAAUCUCGUUUCAAUUAUUUAUACAUCUCGUUCUGCACUUACUUUGACUUGAAUUGGAUGUGUUCGAAAAAUAAGAAUAAUAAUAUACCAUAGAUAUUACUAUUUAUAGUGAUCUUAUAAAUUGAGGCCUAACAAAAUCAUUAAUGCAAUAGUUCUAGUCGUCUGUUAUGACAGUUUUGUACAACGGUCCGUCCAUGGGCCGUCGCACAAGCAAGUGCAAGCACCGAACAUGUCUUGAUCUUCCUAUGUCUUGCGCGAAUUGUGGUUUUGAUUAUCAAUAACUACUUGUCUAAUACAUGUAAUAUCAAAAUAAAUUUGCUGAUGCAUUAAUCAACUACA
This is a messenger RNA of Zophobas morio, 1724 nucleotides long. Its product is annotated as neurocalcin homolog. NCBI's taxonomy places the organism in Eukaryota, Metazoa, Arthropoda, Insecta, Coleoptera, Tenebrionidae. Gene Ontology annotation, molecular function: calcium ion binding. The record is from RefSeq and is a predicted model, not a curated record. The transcript is spliced from 4 exons. Bases 159 to 731 code for a protein of 190 amino acids.